This is a messenger RNA of Amyelois transitella, 6082 nucleotides long. RefSeq names its product WD repeat-containing protein 26. Bases 505 to 2166 code for a protein of 553 amino acids. Gene Ontology annotation, biological process: proteasome-mediated ubiquitin-dependent protein catabolic process. Gene Ontology annotation, cellular component: GID complex. The transcript is spliced from 11 exons. The record is from RefSeq and is a predicted model, not a curated record. Gene Ontology annotation, molecular function: protein binding. Lineage: Eukaryota; Metazoa; Arthropoda; Insecta; Lepidoptera; Pyralidae.
AUUGUAGAUGCAGAGAAGAAAGAAGGGCGAGUGUUGGGAAAGAAAAGAUAGACAGCUGUCGUUUCAUUUUCAGCUGAUUUUUGUGUACGCUAGUGUCGUCGCUAGUGCAAUCUGUUUAUAGAUCAACCAUUAUAGCGUUUCGUAACGGUACGGUGCUCCUUAAUCAUAACUUCGGAAGGUAUAGAAAACUGCGACAGAACAAGGUGCAUUUGGGAAACGAUUGGCACAUCAUACCGAACAAAGGAAGAUGGUUCAUUGAGCGCGGGUGGUGCGUAGCAGGCUGCCGUGACGUCACGCGGCCGCGACGACGAGGCCGAUGCGGCGGGCGCGCUCGUGAUCUCAGCGCUCCGGGCUGCACGGACGCGAGAGACACGGGCGGCGCGAGCUGCGCGGAAGGCUCGGGGAGGCAGUCUGGCCUCCAGUGACUCGGGCGACGAGGGCGCCGGGCAUCGGCCUCCGCGCAAGCGGACUCGCAGGCUGUCGCCUCCGGCCCGGCCCGCAGCCAUGCACCAGCCCUGCUCCAACGGGGCUCCGCCCCUCCACCUCAAUGGUGAUGCCCCCGCGCGCAACGGAGACCUACAGCCGCUCGGCCUUCGCAUGAACCAAACAGAUCAGGAGAUUGUGCGCCUCAUUGGGCAGCAUCUGGUCUCCAUUGGACUUGAACGGAGCGCCGCGCUUCUCAUGGAGGAGUCGGGGCUGCAUUUGGAGCACCCAGCGGCGGCCACGUUCCGGCAGCACGUGUUGGCUGGCGAUUGGACGAAGGCCGACCACGAUCUGCGGGCGCUACACGAUCUGCUCAGAGACUCGCCACAUGUCAACGCACAGAGCAGAGCUGAGAUGAAGUUCGUGGUGCUAGAGCAGAAAUACCUGGAGCACCUGGAAGCCGGGCGCGUGCUGGACGCGCUGCACGUGCUGCGCAACGAGCUGACGCCGCUGCAGCACGACACGCCGCGCGUGCACCGCCUCUCCGCGCUCAUGAUGUGCGCCGACGCGGACGAGCUGCACGCGCGCGCGCAGUGGCCCGGCGGCGGGCCCUGCUCCAGGGCCAACGUGCUGGCGCGCGUGCAGGCGGUGCUGCCCCCCGCCCUGAUGAUGUCCCCCGGGCGGCUGCGAGCGCUGCUGUCCCAGGCGGCGCAGCAGCAGACGUCCCGCUGCCGCUUCCACGCCGCGCCGCGGGACCCGCCCGCCGCCAACCCCGACCACAUCCCCUUCUCCUUGCUGUCCGACCACCAGUGCAGCGCCGACCAGUUCCCCAUACACUCUCUGCAGGUGCUGAACGAGCAUUGCGACGAGGUAUGGUACUGCAAGUGGUCUCCUGACGGGUCCAAGUUAGCUUCAGGCUCUAAAGACAACACCGUCAUGAUAUGGGAUUUUGACCCUGUCGCCAAGCGGCUUUCUUUCAGGAAAUCCCUGGAAGGGCACUCGUACGGCGUGUCGUUUCUGUCGUGGAGCCCCGACGGCCGCUACCUCAUCGCCGCGGGGCCCGAGGACUGUCCCGACCUCUGGAUUUGGAAUAUGGAGACGGAGCAGCUGCACCAGAAGAUGACGCACUCGCAGGAGGACUCGCUGACGGCGGUGGCGUGGCACGCGCACGGGGACAAGUUCGUGUGCGGCGGCGCCAGGGGACAGUUCUAUCACUGCGGCCUCGACGGCGUGGUGAUCAACAGCUGGGACGGCGUGCGCGUGAACGCGCUGGCGUGCCGCGCCGACGGGCGCGUGCUGGCGGCCGACACGCACCACCGCGUGCGCGCCUACGACUUCGCCGACCUCUCCGACCGCAACGUUAUUCAAGAAGAGCAUGCAGUAAUGGCGAUGACCCUGAACGCGGCCGACACGCUGCUGCUUCUCAACGUGGCCAACCAGGGCGUGCAUUUGUGGGACAUUCGAGCCCGCGCGCUGGUUCGUCGAUUCCGUGGAUUGAGUCAGGGCCAUUUCACCAUCCAUGCUACUUUUGGCGGCGCGCACCAAGACUUCGUGGCCUCUGGUAGUGAGGAUAACAAGGUUUACAUCUGGCAUAUCAGCGGCGAGGAGCCGAUCGCCGUGGUGGCGGGCCACACGCGCUGCGUGAACGCGGUGGCGUGGAACCCCGCGCACCACGACGUGCUGGUGUCCGCGUCCGACGACUACUCGCUGCGGCUGUGGGGCCCGCGCGACCACCAGUGCUAGUGUGAAAGAGGUUCUGGUGUGAGUCACGCAUGGAGAUAAAAAAAAAUUACGCGCGGUUUUCGAACGACUUUUAAACGCUCGGUUCUUCUUCGUAAAUAGCGCUCGGUAAUACGAAUCAAUUGGUACUCGGAACGGUCGUAGUGGGUUGACAACGAUAAUCAGUCGAUGUUUUAUUUUAAACUAUUACUUUCGAUGUGUUUUCACUACCUAGUCUUUAUUAUGCUCUCUUUUUCAAAGACGCAUAAUUGAAAAACAAUAGACUAUAUGGAAAUAAUUACAACAUCAGAAUUUUUCCUGAAUAUCUUAUCUUUUAAUUUAAAACGUUACAUAGUUAGAGGUCCUGUGUUUCGACGUGUCUUCAUUUCGCACGAUUCUCAUAUUUACGAGACCCAUAAAGUCGCAUAGUUGGCGUUAAAGAUUAGUGAUUAUAGUUGUCAACUAGACUACCAAUUUUUAUUUGUGUGACAAAUGUAUAUCUACAUACAGGAGAUUUUUUUGAACAUUUAAAGGCGAUAUCUACACGAUAUACGAUACAUGAAAAUACUAUUUCAUAUUAUAUGUACACGAUAUAGUCUCCGUUAAGUGUAAUAUCUUAUUACCUGUAUUAUUUGGCUUAGGAUAAAAUCCCGAAGUGUAAAGCGUUGAUCGAAUCGAGUAGCUAUUAAAGUAUGGAGUACCUACGAAAAGUCGAGUAGUGUGACAUGUUGCGCUAAAUAUAACAAAUGCUGAGAAAAAGACUUAUUCUUAACGAUUCUCUAUAAUGUAGUCUAUCUGUACUAAUGUAUAAAGAUCUCUUAUGAACGAAUUUCUGAAAAAUAAUUAUGGGAAUGACGCGAGCAGUCAAUUUAAAAUGCUGCUAUAUAUAAACAUGAUGCACAGCGGUACUUUGAAGCUGUAACUAAAUAAAUGCCAAUGAAUACACAUGGUUGUCCUCAAAUUUUCCAAUAUCAAUGGGAUUGGUUGGAUUGUUCGUAUGUACUUGAAGUCCUAUUGGUGUGCAUUAAUAUUUUAACAUAGUAAAUUUCGGAUUACUACUGAGUCUUGUUCUAAGUAGUUGUACCAAUUAUCUGCUACCUCUAAUCGAGAUUUAAAUCUCUACUCUCUAAUUGUGUAUUGAAAUUAAAACGUAGAGUUAUUAAGUCUAUUUAACAACUUUGGAAUUAAAUUAGAGUGUGAACGUUAAUGAUUAGCCGAUAUUGUUGAUAUUUACGGUGAGACGAUCGUUUGGGGCGCUUGCGUCUGACGAAAGCUAUAAUGCUGUCUAGCAUGAAGUAUAGGACGCAAAAAAUUAUCUUACUUUAUAUUUUCAUCGCGUCCACAUUUAACACAAACAAAUCAGUAAGGUAUACCAAUAAUGCGGAUGAUGUGUGAUUCACAAUAAAAGAAACGGAUUAUCAGUUCACACUCUUCGUAAUAUUUGCACAAUGGCAACGAGGUAGCAAAAUAAGAUAAAGGCCAUAUGACGAAAUACUAGCCCUGAAGUGAUUUACAGGCAGCCAGGACACACAUUAAGAGAGUACAGUAUUCUGAGACCAACCAGGCCAGUAAAGAAAGUUAAACCAGCGAUGUUACCUUAAAACUUGCUGCUUUUUGGCUGCCGACGACUGCAUUAUAAGGGCUGAAUAAUCUGUUAUUUAAAGUAACUAUUUAUAAAAACUCGUUUCGUCGAUCGAUCAAUUUUAUCGAAAGAUAUUCGUAGGAUCGCUAAUUUAAUGCGAACUUGUUGGUUGAGGUUUUUGGCGUAGAAUUCAUGUUUGAGAUGUGAAUCAUCGAUCCCUUAAUCAAAAAUACUAUGCCUGCCGCGAGCUCUUAUAGGCCAAGUCUUUGUAAACACUAUAUAUAUAUAAAUAUGUUUGUGUAUAUAUGUAUAUAUAUAUAAGUUACUGGGCGACUCAUCAUUACUUUAGUUAUAUAUAACUAGUGGGUGAAGCACAGCUUAAGGGUUGUCUUAUUUGCUGUGCUUCACCCACUUGUUAAUAACUAAAUUCCGACUAUAAGAGCUCAUAGUAGGGAAACAGAGUGUGGCGGGCGCCGCAGGGUAGGUUGUAAGGCUGAUUGUAGCUGUAGGGAUAAGGAAUUCUUGUAAUAAUAUCACAUUUUUAAACAAUGAGUUAAGACUUACCAUUCAAUAUUCGACUGCUCUCAAUGUGCAAUGUCAUAUUUGUUUAGAUGUUAUAUGAUUUAUAGAAAUAAUUUCAAUUUAUAUCUAAAUUAUUUAAGUAUUCAAUCAUUAAUUGCGGGUAAAAUGUUGCAUAGGGUUUAAUAUUAAAAAAAAAAGGAUGUGACGGUGAAGAGAUUUUAGUAGGUAUAUUAAACUCUAGUUUUAUUGUUGAUAGAGAUUCUUUUGUCGUUUAAUGGUGAUACAAUUCGAGCUUCAGCAUUUAUUGAAAUACGAGAAACACUGAAUUUACUUAUAAGAUUUAUUUUUAAAUAAAUAUUUAAAUAUUAUGACAAUAACAGAAAUUUUCACGUGCAGGUCUUGUGGAAUUAUUACUAUCCUUGCUUUAUUUCUCCUAAACUAAUCUUAGUCGAUUGGAUAACCAAAGAAAUUAAUUAGUUGUUUAUUUAGCAUUACAGCACUAUAAUAGGUUCAAUUUAACAAACCAUUGCAGUAAUUUUUUUAUGAUAAGUUAUCAAUUGGUUGUUCUAAUAUUACAUCAGCUUUUGCUAUUUUUAUACUUCUAACGAACGUUAAUUAUUUAGUAACUACUGUUUAUUUUAGACAUAUUUCUUGAAAGUAAGUUAUUGCUUUAACAUUAAAUUUUGGACAAGAAUUUUGAUAGUUCGAAUUGGAUCACUCUUUAAUUUAACAGUACCUAGGAGUGGAAGAGUAUAUGUUGGGGACGCGGCGCCCGCGCAUAAUUAGUGUUAAAGUAGCUCCUUAACUUAAUUAAGACUUAAUAUAGCGAGCUCAAGAUGUAGCAAUGCUCGCAGCUCUAUUUUUGUACCAACACUGAAUCUCGCACGAGGUUAUCCACAUGUAUUUAAGUACUGUAGUAUUCAGCUCAAUAAGUGUGUUUGGUGUGGCUUAUUCAAACACUCCACUUACAAAUUGAUAAAAUAAUUAUUGGUCUAUCAAUAUCAAGACUGCGCGACGCUUAGGCACUUUAAAACGCCGUGAUAAACUUUUGUUAAAUUUUAUACAUUCGGCCAAUUGCACAAUCUUAUACCAUCAAAGCGGCUGCGAGCGCACGACAGUCCCGCAACCUAAAAUGCUAUCUCGCGAGCAAUAUAUGUAUUUGUUUAAUAUUUUUUUCUCAAAUAUUUUUAUCAACAGAGAAUGGCAGAUUGUACUAUAUUAAGGAUAAAUUACAAUGAAUUUUUAUUCUAUUGUUUGGCAUAUUUUAGAUACUUUUUAUAUUGAUUGAACUUCAUAUUGCUUUACUAAAAAUAUGGGAAAUAUGAAGUAGAAAUGUCAACUUCCUAAUAUAAAUGGAGUAAAUUUCUCAAAAAAGGACUAAUAUAAACAUACGUCUUGUAAUAUAUGCGAGCGAGAAAGCAGUCAUACUUCAUAAUCUGUCCAGAGAGGCCGCACAAACACAUUUCGUCGAAAGGGACACUAAGCCCAUUUGGUUGCUAGUGCAGCCCGUUUAAUCAUAUUAUCACGCCAUCAAUUAAUUAUGUGCAGAUAAAUGAUAUUUUGGAUAAUUUUAAUUUUUGAUCAUUUAUAUUUUUUUUGAAGUACUUACUGGUUAAUUUGUAGGCGCACCCCGACUCGCCCGGCGGCCUCCAUACCAAUGUCUAGCAAUAAUGUCGUGUGUCUGACGUGUGUGCGUGUAGCAAGUACAAAUGAGCAUUCGAUAAUACUAAAGUAAUGUACCAAUAACUAUAGUGUAACGGUGGAGAGGGGAUAAUAAACCCCGGUUUAAAAUUGUUAAUAAUAAAUAAUAUUAUAUCAAUAAAUUUUUUAUUGUAA